AUGUCGUCUCAGCUGCCCAAGCCCAUCUCCACCUCUUCCCCACCUGCCCUUCAACCCAUUGUUGCCCGUAGAAUUUGUCCUUCCACUGGGAAGAAAUCAAACAGGGCAAACAAGAUUUCCUUCUCAGCUCACAAGACUAAAAAGUUGCAGUUUGUGAACCUACAAUACAAGAGGGUUUGUUGGGAAGCUGGGAAGCGCUUUCUUAAACUAAGCAUUGAAAACGAUAGAGAAAAACGAAAUUGA
Messenger RNA from Prunus armeniaca (apricot), 243 nucleotides. The record is from the annotation of a GenBank genome assembly. Lineage: Eukaryota; Viridiplantae; Streptophyta; Magnoliopsida; Rosales; Rosaceae.